GUGAGUGUGAGUGUGAGUGUGUUAGUCACUGCCCCAUUGUGAACCAUGAGUGUGUGGGUGGGCGGGCGUGUGCGCUGGUGACGGGGUCGAAGAGUCUGUCACGGCUACAACGGGUCUCGGGAUGAACGCAGUGGGUUUCCCCAGCGAUGUUCCUGGGCGAUUGGCACCCACAGGUAUCUCAACCUGGUCAUCUCAGACUUGGGAUGUCCUCACAGUAGCUGUGAUCAUGGUCAGCGUGACGACCUGGGUUAUAGCUCGCAAACGAGGGUGUGAGGGGCCAGGGUGUGAGGGGAGGGGCAGCCUGGCACUGGAGCUUCUGCUACAGGUGAUGAUACUGGCACCAACAAUGCUGUUCUGCUACUGGGGAUCAUCCUGCCCAGAGCCGCUGCGGGCAGUGGGUACAGACAGACCCACCGUGUCCGUGCCGGGAGACAGCGUGGUGCUGCCGUGCCGGGCGGUGACCCACACACAGGCCGGGAGCCUGGGGCUGGAGUGGAGGAACCUGCGGACAGGAGACGUGAUCCUGGCGUGUGGAGAGGACGGGGGAGAGUGCCGGGGCUACAGGGAGGGGGCCUGGCUGCUGGACAGUGGGCGAGAGGCCAGAGACCUGUCCUUGCACCUGGACACAGUCAGAGUGACCGAUGCGGGCAGGUACAAGUGCACCAUCUUCACCGGCAGGCACUCCAGCACCGCACUGAUGGAGCUCAGCGUGGCCGCUCUUGGGACGAAGCCCAUCAUCGCAGUCGAGUGUGUCGGUGACUCCACCCUCCUCUACAGCUGUCGAUCGGGUGGGUGGUUCCCCGAGCCUGCCCUGGUGUGGAAGAGCAGUGACGGGACCAGCCUGUUGCCGCGGUCGAACGUGAGCAGGACCAGGGGCGAGGCUGGUCUGUACGGGCUGGAGAUCCAGUACUGGGCCCACCACGACGUGCCGCACUCUGUCAUCUGCAUCGCCCGCAACACGGUGACAAACGUCAAGAUGGUGUCAGCUGCACGCACCUCAGGUGAACAACAGUGAAAGGCUACAUGUGGAUAGAGUGGAUCAGUGAUAGACACAAAAAGCUGGAGUAACUCAGCUAUUUGGUUGCCUAAUUAUAGGAAGGAUGGCAACAAAAUAGAGAGAGUACAGAGGAGAUUUACUAGAAUGUUGCCUGGGUUUCAGCAACUAAGUUACAGAGAUAGGUUGAACAAGUUAGGGCUUUAUUCUCUGGAGCGCAGAAGGUUAAGGGGGGACUUGAUAGAGGUCUUUAAAAUGAUGAGAGGGAUAGACAGAGUUGAUGUGGACAAGCUUUUCCCUUUGAGAAUAGGGAAGAUUCAAACAAGGGGACAUGACUUCAGAAUUAAGGGACUGAAGUUUAGGGGUAACAUGAGGGGGAACUUCUUUACUUAUACAAACUUACAAAAUUCUUAAGGGGUUGGACAGGCUAGAUGCAGGAAGAUUGUUAGGGAAGUCCAGGACAAGGGGUCACAGCUUAAGGAUAAGGGGGAAAUCCUUUAAAACCGAGAUGAGAAGAACUUUUUUCACACAGAGAGUGGUGAAUCUCUGGAACUCUCUGCCGCAGAGGGUAGUCGAGGCCACAGUUCAUUGGCUAUAUUUAAGAGGGAGUUAGAUGUGGCCCUUGUGGCUAAGGGGAUCAGAGGGUAUGGAGAGAAGGCAGGUACGGGAUACUGAGCUGGAUGAUCAGCCAUGAUCAUAUUGAAUGGCGAUGCAGGCUCGAAGGGCCGAAUGGCCUACUCCUGCACCUAAUUUCUAUGUUUCGUUGAUAUGAUGAUAGAUAGAACUUUAUUUAUACCAGGAGGGAAAUCCAUCUGCCAAUAGUCAUAAAAACACAGAAUACACAACACAUGAAAUUAAAGUGAUGAGUGGAAAGGCUUGGGAAAAGUGCAACGAUUGGGGUGGGGGGAGUCAGUCUCACUCUACGCCACGACAGAAUGGGGAGGUGGUGUACAGUUUGAUCGCCACAGGAAGAAGGAUCUCCUGUGGUGUCCAAUCCUGCAUCUUGUUGGAACUUGUCUGUUGCUGAAGGUAGACACAAAAUGCUGGAGUAACUCGGCAGGACAGGCAGCAUCCCUGGAGAGAAGCAAUGGGUGAUGUUUUGGUUUGAGACCCUUCUUCACAAUUGCUGAAGGUGCUUCUCAGGAGGGUGUGAGCUGUAUUGUACAGGACACUCCGCUGUUUGAAGAGCAUCAUAUAACCAUAUAACAAUUACAGCACGGAAACUGGCCAUCUCGGCCCUACAAGUCCGUGCCCGAACAACUUUUUUCCCCUUAGUCCCACCUGCCUGCACUCGCACCAUAACCCUCCAUUCCCUUCUCAUCCAUAUGCCUAUCCAAUUUAUUUUUAAAUGAUACCAACGAACCUGCCUCCACCACUUCCACUGGAAGCUCAUUCCACACCGCUACCACUCUCUGAGUAAAGAAGUUCCCCCUCAUAUUACCCCUAAACUUCUGUCCCUUAAUUCUCAAGUCAUGUCCUCUUGUUUGAAUCUUCCCUAUUCUCAAAGGGAAAAGCUUGUCCACAUCAACUCUGUCUAUCCCUCUCAUCAUUUUAAAGACCUCUAUCAAGUCCCCCCUUAACCUUCUGCGCUCCAGAGAAUAAAGACCUAACUUAUUCAACCUAUCUCUGUAACUUAGUUGUUGAAAUCCAGGCAACAUUCUAGUAAAUCUCCUCUGUAUUCUCUCUAUUUUGUUGACAUCCUUCCUAUAAUUGGGCGACCAAAAUUGUACACCAUACUCCAGAUUUGGUCUCACCAAUGCCUUGUAUAAUUUUAACAUUACAUCCCAGCUUCUAUACUCAAUGCUCUGAUUUAUAAAGGCUAGCAUACCAAAAGCUUUCUUUACCACCCUAUCUAUAUGAGAUUCCACCUUCAAGGAGCUAUGCACGGUUAUACCCAGAUCCCUCUGUUCAACUGUAUUCUUCAAUUCCCUACCAUUUACCAUGUACGUCCUAUUUUGAUUUGUCCUGCCAAGGUGUAGCACCUCACAUUUAUCAGCAUUAAACGCCAUCUGCCAUCUUUCAGCCCAUUUUUCCAAAUGGCCCUACAGUUCUCGUCUCUUUGGGGAAAUGCAAUUGAACAAACCUUAAACAAAACACAAAGUGCUGGAGGAACCAUACUCCAGAUUUGGCCUCACCGAUGCCUUGUACAAUUUUAACAUUACAUCCCAGCUUCU
Leucoraja erinaceus (little skate) is the source of this 3168-nucleotide messenger RNA. RefSeq names its product butyrophilin subfamily 1 member A1-like. The coding region runs from base 122 to 1015 and encodes 297 amino acids. Lineage: Eukaryota; Metazoa; Chordata; Chondrichthyes; Rajiformes; Rajidae. The record is from RefSeq and is a predicted model, not a curated record. The transcript is spliced from 5 exons.